CAAUCGCCAUACUCACGCAACACCAAGGACUGCUAGGUGGAUAUAAUUUACACACGUCUUGCUCUGCCUGUGGGAUCAGAUGGAAAAGCCGGUGUUAUCAGCGAACAUUGUUGUUGUUGGCAGUAUUGUAUAUUCUAUGUUAAAGUCUUUUUUGUGUAUGUUGUAUAUCAAUCGACCGUUGUCAGUAUGGAUUAAUAUAUUUCCAUAGAAUUGAUAAUAGCAUUCGUAUUCACACUCCAGUGCUCAUAUAAUAUUGUAUGGCUUUUUUUUUCUUUUUUUUUUUUUUUAAAACAAAAGUUUAUUUAUCUGACUCACUUUUCUUUUUGUAUAAAUUUCAAUUCGAUAUUUGGUAUAACAUACAAGCUCCAGAGCGAGGAGGAUUUCCUGUUUCUCUACACAGAAGACUCAGUGAUAUUACUAAUUUAGCUGCAUCAUGGUGGCGAGCAACAUACAGGAGCAUCAACAGCAUGGAUGCAAACCUGACGAAAACCACAUGACUACUACACCAGACGAAAAUAAUGUAAUUGCUCCAAAUGGAAACCAGUAUAUGAACCUAACUCCUGGACCAGUGCAGGUCACUGUUGAUGGGAAUUCAAUAGCCGCUGAGCAUGAGAUAUCUCCCGAUGAGAACCAUACCAUGUUGCUUGGGCAACCGAAGCCACUUGAAACCAAACUUUACAGGCGUAGAUUUGCAGUUUUGAUAGUAUUUAGCCUUUAUUCACUAGUCAACGCCUUCCAGUGGAUCCAGUACAGCAUCAUCACCAAUAUCUUCAUGGACUACUACAAUGUGACAAGCGACAAGAUCGACUGGCUGUCAGUUGUCUACAUGAUCGUCUAUGUGCCUCUGAUAUUCCCCGCAACGUGGUUACUGGAUAAAAAGGGUCUUAAGAUCACGGCGGUCCUGGGCGCAGGUUUGAACUGCUUUGGGGCUUGGAUAAAAUGUGCCAGUGUGAGACCCGACCUGUUUGGAGUGACCAUGUUUGCACAAACUAUCUGUUCAGUGGCCCAGGUGUUCAUUUUAGGGCUACCUUCAAGAAUUGCAUCGGUGUGGUUUGGGCCCAAGGAAGUAUCAACCGCCUGUGCCAUCGCAGUUUUAGGAAAUCAGCUUGGUACAGCUAUUGGUUUCCUGCUGCCUCCGGUUCUGGUACCCUACACCAAGAACAAUAUAGAUCUAAUUGGCAGCAACAUCAGCAUCAUGUUCUACGGUACAGCUGUGGCGUCUACUCUGCUAUUCGUUUUAACAGUCAUUGUAUUUAAGGAAAAGCCUUUACUCCCGCCAAGCCAGGCUCAGGCUGUGCUGCCAGAAAGCUCUCCUGAAGAUUACUCCUACAAGCAGUCAAUAAUCAACCUCUUCAAGAACUUUUCCUUUCUGCUUCUGCUAGUCAGUUAUGGUAUACUGACUGGGUCGUUUUACUCUGUGUCAACACUGCUGAAUCAGAUGAUCAUGGUGCACUAUGAGGGUGAAGAAGUAAAUGCUGGACGGAUUGGACUUACUCUAGUUGUUGCUGGGAUGGUGGGCUCCAUUAUCUGUGGCUUCUGGCUGGAUUACACUAAAACAUACAAAGGGACCACUUUGAUAGUUUACCUCCUGUCCUUCAUUGGAAUUAUUAUUUUCACCUUUACACUCGAACUUGGCUACCUCAUUCUUGUAUUUGUUACAGCAGGAAUACUUGGUUUCUUUAUGACAGGAUACCUGCCACUGGGAUUCGAAUUUGGAGUUGAAAUUACAUAUCCGGUGCCAGAAGGAACAUCUUCUGGUCUCCUGAACGCUUCUGCACAGGUAUUUGGAAUUAUUUUCACCUUAAUUCAAGGGAAACUAACAACGGAUUAUAAUCCCCUUGCCGGAAAUAUUUUCCUCUGUGUCUGGAUCUUUAUAGGAGUCAUUUUAACAGCUUUAAUCAAAUCUGAGUUGAAAAGACACAAUGUUAACAUGGGGAUUACAAACAACGCUGUAGAAGCAGUUCCUGUUGAGAGCCCGUCUGAGCCACCCACCAGUGGCACCCUGUUAAAAUCAGCACUGGUCUCACAUGAAACAUCAAUGUAAAAACGUAGGAGGGACAGAGAAAGAGUGUUGAAGUGGAACAGCACAGCAUUUUGCUUCUGAUCCAGCUCUUUAUAUAGGGAUUCCCAACAAUUAAGAUGCUUAAUUUUGGUUUGUACUUUUAUUCAUACAUUGUACUUGUUACAUAAACAAUAAAACUACCCACUUGUCCAGCCAUCCUCGUGGACAUGGGCAGUUCACACAGAAACAUAUUUAGAUGCUGCUAUUAUAUUUAGGAAUUAAUUUCUUGCUGUCUUUGCGCUGUGUUUUGUUUUUGUUUUGAGUUUAGUUUGUGAUUGCCCAAUUAAGCUUCCUACUCUCUCUGGUUAUCCCCUGUGUGGGAUGCAUAUCACUUGGCAACAGUGACACAAUGGAGGCACCUGAACAUACAAUGAAAACCGCUUAAUAGACGCAGUGGCAAAUGGAAUCAAAAACUGGUUUCAUUUAUCUUCAACCAACGUAAAAUCUAAAACCUUAUUGAAUCAACAGGUUUAGGUUUAGUUUAAAGUAAAGAUAUUCAAACACGAGCACAUUAAUUGUAUUUCAUUGUACAGUUAUUAAAAUAAGUGCUCAAUUCAGAUAUCCAGUAACAGUAUUCUGUGUUUUUCACUAAACAGUAGUCUCUGGCUAAGAGAACACCCCUUGGGAAGCAAGUGAAGUAUUCUCUAAGACAGAGUUGACCGCCAGACACAAUAUGCCAAAGACAAUCAAUAAGUAUUAUUACUUAUGUCAUGACGCAUGUGCAUCAACAUCAAAAAAGAACAGAUUAAGUGAAAAGCAAUAACGUUAAUAAAUAAACUGACAAACUAAAUUAACAAAGCACCCCUACAUAUGGUAAAAACACAGCUGCGGCUCUAACAGUAAUUAUGAAUACGAGAACUGAUUUUAACACAAUGGUUAUUAACAUAGCAACCUGAAUCUGAGUUUGAUGAUGAUCAGUUAUCAUGUUACAGAAUUGUACUGUAUCAGGAAUCACUAUUGGUGCCAAAAAGGUGUUCUUUUAAGUGAAGUUUCUAUUCCUUUAGGCGGAGCAUUUACAAUUGUAAAAUUCUGUUUUACCACAGUUGUUCCCUCAGCCGAAGUGCUCUCUUAAAAAGUGUUCCUAUACGCAGAGACUACUGUAUCUAGAGGAUCAUAUACCCAGCUGUAAGGAAUCUUCAUUGAAAGAUGUAAAAGCAAACCCAGAACUGAUUUCCACUACCAGUAUCUAACAAUAAAGAUAGCUUCUUCCAAUACUGGUUUAAAGGAGUGUCACAUACAACACAUAGCAUGCAAUGGAACCUAAAAGUCAUCUGUUGACUGAAGUUACAAAAAAAAGUUGUUGUUUUUUUUAAAUACACACAGAGAUAAAGGUUAAAAUGGCCACAUUUUAAUAAGUUUUUAAAAUGACCAUAUUUUAGUGAUCCAGUCAAUCAAAUUAUAUAUGUAUUAAAAAUAAAAAUAAAUAAAUAAAUAAAUAUUACAACAUUUUUUUUAGCUAUUAUUAUUUUAGCUUUAUUUUAGCAAAUAAUCUGGCUAACCUGUUUAGGGUUGCAUUUUAAAGUAAAAAAAAUAGGUUUCUUGCACAAAGUGGAGUUCUAAAUGGCACUCUGUCAAUAUCUUUUUACUCUUAGUAAACAAAUGGAAUGGCAGAAACCUUUUAUUCUGUUUGGGUUUUUUGUGAAAUGACAACAGUAAGUUUUUUUUUUUAAUACAACAAUACUUAAAUAUUGACAAAAAACUUUUUGAACCUGCAAAAUAUGUGAGAGUCUUUAGGAAGGUCUAAUGAAGGUUAACAAGCAAGAGUCUUAACUGUCAGUGUAUAGAAACAAGGGACAAGAAAUCUUUCCUUCAGUCGUGGAAGGAUGAGGUCUUUUCCUGUUUUAUCUAGAGAAUGGCUCAUUAAAUGUGACAUGUUUGUCGAUACAGUAUUGUUACUGUCAGUUACGAUUUACUAGGGCGUGUGAAUUAUCAAGUUUAAUGGCAAAAAAUGAAUAACAAAAUUAAUAACAUGCACAGCUUUUCUUAAACUCCUGUAUUUAUGAUAAAUAUUAGUAAUUAUUGUAUACUUGAAGAAUAUAUAUGCUGUAUUUUGUAGCUGCUGCACAUGUAUUAAGCAGUAAUUUAUUAACAAUGUCCUAUAUAUGACUGAAAUGGCAGUCUGUACUCCGCCUGUGUGAAAAAUGUUCUGGAUGAUUUUUGCCAAACUUAAACCAGGUAUGGAUAAAAGGUACUGGCAGAAUAUUAAAGUUUAUAUACUGAGUAUCCAAAGAAACUUAUCACCAUUAUAACACAUUUAUUUUCAGAACAAAAUAAGGGAUAUAAAUGAUGGGACAUUGACAACAUGUUUUUGGUUUCUUUUUAAUCACUCGAUCAUUCAUCCUUGACCAUGACACGAUUUAGCGACUAUGACUGAAGCAUAUGCACUUAAUCACCUAGUUAGUGAGACAAUUGAUUGGACACUGGCUAUGGAGUGAUUUCAGCUGUUGAAUUGCAAGCUUGAAUAAAAGCAAUAAAGAAAAUCACAG
Messenger RNA from Polyodon spathula (Mississippi paddlefish), 4548 nucleotides. Its product is annotated as feline leukemia virus subgroup C receptor-related protein 1-like. Gene Ontology annotation, biological process: heme export; transmembrane transport; mitochondrial transport. The transcript has 10 exons. Gene Ontology annotation, molecular function: heme binding; heme transmembrane transporter activity. The record is from RefSeq and is a predicted model, not a curated record. The coding region runs from base 434 to 2044 and encodes 536 amino acids. NCBI's taxonomy places the organism in Eukaryota, Metazoa, Chordata, Actinopteri, Acipenseriformes, Polyodontidae. Gene Ontology annotation, cellular component: membrane; mitochondrion.